Messenger RNA from Talaromyces amestolkiae, 1557 nucleotides. RefSeq lists its product as uncharacterized. Gene Ontology annotation, molecular function: transmembrane transporter activity. Gene Ontology annotation, cellular component: membrane. The transcript is spliced from 6 exons. Bases 1 to 1557 code for a protein of 518 amino acids. Gene Ontology annotation, biological process: transmembrane transport. NCBI's taxonomy places the organism in Eukaryota, Fungi, Ascomycota, Eurotiomycetes, Eurotiales, Trichocomaceae. The record is from RefSeq and is a predicted model, not a curated record.
AUGGCCGCAGAAGACUCUAUCGCUCCCAACCGGGAUCAAGAAGUCAUCACCGAUGAGCCCAAGGGCACUAUCCUCACCGCUGAGUCUGCUGUCAAGGCAGUGAAGGCUGGCGACAGAGAUGUCGACAUCGCAGCCCAGAUUAUUGCCGACUAUACAGAGGAGAAUGGCGAUAGAACCUGGACGUCUCAGGAGGAGAAGAAAUUGAUGCGCAAGGUUGAUUGGUGGUUGAUUCCGAUUUUGUUCGUCUGUGCCACUCUUAGUGGUUUGGACAAGACUGCUAUCUCAGCAGCUGCUAUCUACAACAUCAAAUCGGAUUUGCACUUGACUGGCCAGCAAUAUUCAUGGGUUGGAUCGGCACCUUUCUUCGGAGGAUUAGCAUUCAUGGGACCCUCUGCAUACUGUCUUCAAAGAGUUCCCGCUGUCAAGUUCUUCGCUCUCAAUGUCUUCUUCUGGGGAGUUCUCGAAAUGUGUAUGGCAGCAUGCACCAACUUCGCAGGCCUUUUCGUGUGCCGUUUCUUCCUCGGUGGCUGUGAAGCGCUACUCAUCCCGGCUGUGACUUUAGUUGUGUCUAUGUGGUACCGACCCGAAGAACAGCCGGCUCGCAAUAGUAUCAUUCUGAACGUCAUUGCUCCCAUCCUCAAUGGUUUUAUUGCUUGGUUGGUGAGCUACUACCACGGUCCCUUUGAGUCGUGGAAGAUUAUAUUCCUCGUUCUCGGUGCCUUUACAACUCUAUGGGCUUUCGUAGUGUUAUUCUUCCUUCCUGACAACCCCCUUGAGACUCGCUACCUCACUUCUCGCGAGAAGUACAUCAUCAUCCAACGCAAAGCAUCAGACAAUACCGGAGUUGAAUCCAAGACCAUGAAACCUAACCAAAUCUGGGAAGCAGUCUUCGAUCCCAAGACCUGGCUUAUCUGGUUCGCCAUCGUGGCCUUGCAGGUCCCCAACGGUGGCCUCACCACAUUCAAUACAUUGAUCAUCUCUGGUCUCGGUUUCGACUCGCUUCAGACCUCGUUGCUUGCCAUGCCGCCUGGUGCUAUGAGUACUCUUUCCGGUAUUGGGUUGAGUUAUUUGGCUGCGAGGACCAGAAAGUACAGAACCAUUUUGGUUGCUGGCAGUAUUCUCUUGCCUUUGCUUGGGGCUGUGCUCUGCUAUGCUCUUCCUCGAACCAACUUGGCUGGUCAGCUUGUCGGAUUAUACAUUCUAUACACCUACUGGGCACCUUAUGUCACUCUUGUGUCCGUCUACCAAGCCAACAUUGCCGGUCAUACCAAGAAAGUCGGUCUCUAUGCCUGGUACUACGUCGCCUGGGCCGUCGGAAACAUCAUCGGCCCUCAGACCUUCCGCGCAAACCAAGCGCCAGCCUACACCGGAGGCACAAUUGCUAUGAUUGUCUGCUACGUCGUCGCAAUCGUUCUGAUUUUGACGUAUGGAUUUAUUUGCCAUCGCGAGAACAAGCAGCGCCAAGCUGACAUUCAGAAUGGUGUUGUUACUGCUGAUGGCCAGGACUGGUUGGAUUUGACGGAUAAAGAGAACCGGGCGUUCAAGUACACUACUUAG